Phalaenopsis equestris is the source of this 4310-nucleotide messenger RNA. RefSeq names its product probable serine/threonine protein kinase IREH1. Gene Ontology annotation, biological process: peptidyl-serine phosphorylation; intracellular signal transduction. Gene Ontology annotation, molecular function: protein serine/threonine kinase activity; ATP binding. Bases 189 to 4007 code for a protein of 1272 amino acids. NCBI's taxonomy places the organism in Eukaryota, Viridiplantae, Streptophyta, Magnoliopsida, Asparagales, Orchidaceae. The record is from RefSeq and is a predicted model, not a curated record. The transcript has 19 exons.
UCCGGAUUAUAUUUCGUGUGCUUUGAAUUGGCAUUCUCUCCGCAGUCUCCGUAGCUUCUUCCUUGCUCAGUCUAGACGGGGAACCACUUCAGACAACGCAGAGUAACUGAAGCGGAGGAAGCAGAAAGAACCGGAGAGCGAAGUGGUGGGGGGGAGGGAGAGAGAGAGAGAGAGAGAGGAGAGGCGAUAUGGUGUUCAAAGGGAGAUUCUUCUCGUCAAAGAAACCCUCGGGGUCUUCCAGUCCAGAUAGGGGUUCGAGCAGCCCCGGCACGCCGGGCACGCCGGCAUCCGCGUCCCCUUCCAGAUCCGAGAAGAAGAAAUCUCGAUCAUCUCCCGAAGUGGCGACGAAGAUCCAGCAGAAGAAGAAGGAGAAGGAGAAGGAGAAGGAGAAGGAGAAGGAGAAGGAGAGGGAUCGGAAGGGGAAAGAGACAGCCAAACCCUCGCCGCCCGCGGCGGCUGCUUCGGCCCCGGCUAAGGUUUGGAAAGCUGCUGCGAUAAAGGAGGGAGGGGCGGCUUCGGGGUCCUUGCUGUCGUUGAAUCGCAUCAAGACGAGAUCCGGGCCAUUGCCGCAGGAGACGUUCCGGGAGAGCAGGAUCUCUGGAAUUGGGAGUAGCAAUCUUGGUAGGGAGGGGAGCUGCUCCACCUCUUCAUCAUCGGCAUCCGCGAUGUCAUCUUCCUUUGCUCUUUUUGGAGUUGGGAGCAGCAGUUUCAAGAAGAAAGAUACACGCGGGUUGGAGAAGGUCCCAGAGUCCCGUGUCAGCUCAUGGGCUGAUCUUGGGAGGAGUCAGUUUGAUCACGGGUUUAGGAAUGAAGCAGCAUUGGGGACUAUGGGGAAGGUCGAUCAGACACGUCAAAGUUUUAGCUCUGCUGCUUGUGCUUCUGAAGCAGAGUCGCCAUUUGAUGCUUGUGAAACACCAAAAGAGUCUGAAUCUCCUCGUUUUCAAGCCAUAAUGCAGGCUACAACUGCACCUAGGAAGAAACUUCCUGCAGAUAUUAAAAGCUUUUCACAUGAGUUAAAUUCUAAGGGUGUACGCCCUUUUCCAUUUGUGAAGCCCCGGUAUAUGUAUAACCUGAAGGAGGUAUUGAAAGAUAUUCAGGUGAAGUUUGAGAAGGCAAAGGAAGAGGUAAACUCUGACCUAGCUAUUUUCGGAGGUGACUUGGUUGGAUUAUUGGAGAAAAGUGCAGAGAGUCAUCCAGACUGGAGGGAAACGUUAGAGGACUUACUAGUGCUUGCCAGGUCCUGUUGUGUCACAACUCCUGGGGAGUUUUGGCUCCAAUGUGAAGGCAUAGUUCAGGAUUUGGAUGAUCGUCGUCAGGCGCUCCCCAUGGGGGUGUUGAAGAAACUUCACACUCGGAUGCUUUUUAUUCUUACGAGGUGUACUAGAUUGCUACAGUUUCACAAGGAGAGUGUCUUUGCUGUAGAUGAGGUUGUUAUGGACAUCCGUCAGCUUCAUUCAGCUGAUAAAAGUAUUGCAGCUGGAAAAGAUGGGAGAAGUGCUAAUUUUGUGAGGGGUUCCAAUGAGGCUCCUACUUCUAGAAAGUUUUACAGUCAGAAUCAGCAUAAUUUAAAAUUGAAAAGCCAGGAGAUAAAACCUUCAAAUUUCAUCUCACAAUUUGAGCUAGAUAUUACAAAGGAAGAUGAUACACUUGCAGGCAGGGAACGCAUCGCUUCUUGGAAGCCUCUCCCUUCACCUUCAGUGAAAAACCAGAAGGACGCCAGUCCCGUGAAAUAUGAUUCAUCUGUUAUGAAUUUGCCAUUGUUAAAUAGGGAAGACAACACCGAUUCAGACAUAACAACUUUUAGAACAGCUGAGGUAAGCAGCACUGGAGAGACAAACUUACACCCUUCUGCUCCAUCAAAACAUCAGCACAAAGUUUCAUGGGGUAACUGGAGUGAUCAACAAACUCUUUCUGAAGAUGGUUCAAUAAUGUGUCGUAUUUGUGAGGAGUACGUUCCAACUUUAUAUGUUGAGGAUCAUUCAACAAUCUGUGCUGUUGCAGAUAGAUGCGAUCAAAAGGGUUUAAGUGUCAAGGAACGUCUUCUUAGAAUUGCAGAGACCUUGGAAAAAAUAAUAGAAUCCUAUUCGCAGAAGGAAGUCCCCAAUACAUCUGGCAGUCCAGAUGUUACUAAAGUAUCUAAUUCAAGUCCUAAUGAAGAAACUGAUGUCCUUUCUCCAAAAAUCAGUGAUUGGCCACGUAGAGAUUCAGCUGAUAUGCUUGACUGUUUCCCGGAGACUGAUAAUUCUGUUUUCUUUGAUGACUUAAAGAGCCUUCCAAACAUGACAUGUAAGACUCGUUUUGCUCCGAAGUCUGAUCAAGCAAUGGCUUCCUCUUCUGCUGGCAGUAUGACUCCCAGGUCACCACUAGUAACACCAAAAGCAAACCAUAUAGACAUGCUUUUGGCUGCUAGGAGUGCAAUAUCAGAAAUUGAAGAUCUUCCUCAGAUUGCCGAGCUUGCUGACAUUGCCCGUUGUGUUGCAAAUACUUCUGUCGAUGAGGAAGCAUCUCUGUCAUAUUUGGUUUCUUGUAUGGAAGAUCUGCAAGAGGUUGUCAAUCAUCGGAAACUUGAGGCACUUACUGUACAGACUUUUGGAACACGCAUUGAAAAACUUCACCAGGAAAAAUACAUUCAGCUAUGUGAUGCAGUUGAUUUUGAAAAGGCUGAUGCAACAAGUGCGAUAAUGGAUGAAGAUGAUGAUGUAGUGCGAAGCUUGCGUGCAAGCCCUGUUCACCCUAUUAAUAAGGACCGCACAUCCAUUGAUGACUUCGAGAUCAUAAAACCAAUUAGUCGUGGUGCAUUUGGUAGGGUUUUCUUAGCCAAGAAGCGAACAACUGGUGAUCUCUUUGCCAUAAAGGUUCUUAGAAAAGCUGACAUGAUUCGCAAAAAUGCUGUGGAGAGCAUAUUGGCAGAACGUGAUAUAUUAAUCUCAGUUCGAAAUCCUUUUGUGGUGCGGUUUUUUUAUUCUUUUACAUCACGGGAGAAUUUAUAUCUUGUGAUGGAGUACUUGAAUGGAGGAGACCUGUAUUCGUUGCUAAGAAAUUUAGGUUGCUUGGAUGAGGAGGUUGCUCGGAUAUAUAUAGCAGAAGUUGUUCUUGCUUUGGAAUAUUUACAUUCAUUAAGAGUGGUACAUAGAGACCUGAAGCCAGAUAAUUUGCUUAUUGCACAUGAUGGCCAUAUCAAGCUGACAGAUUUUGGACUAUCCAAGGUUGGUCUCAUCAACAGUACGGAUGAUUUAUCUGGACCAGUUGUUAGCGGGACAUCACUGCUCGGAGAUGAUGAGGUCCAAAUAUCUCCAUUUGAGCACUUGGAUCAGCGGGAAAGACGAAAGAAACGUUCUGCUGUCGGUACACCUGAUUAUCUGGCUCCAGAGAUUCUCUUGGGAACAGGGCAUGGCGCUACAGCUGAUUGGUGGUCUGUUGGUGUUAUCCUCUUUGAGCUACUUGUUGGAAUUCCACCAUUCAAUGCAGAGCAUCCGCAGAUGAUUUUUGACAAUAUUCUAAAUCGUAAAAUUCCUUGGCCCGGAGUGCCAGAAGAGAUGAGCGCGGAAGCACAAGAUCUUAUUGAUAGUUUAUUAACUGAGGAUCCUCAUCAACGACUUGGAGCAAAAGGCGCUUCUGAAGUCAAGCAACAUGCCUUUUUUAAAAACAUUAACUGGGAUACACUUGCCAGACAGAAGGCUGCAUUUGUUCCCUCUUCAGAUAGUGCAACUGACACUAGUUAUUUCACAAGCCGCUUAUCAUGGAAUCCAUCAGAUGAACAUGUUUAUGAGGCCAACCACUUUGAGGAUUCUUCUGACAAUGGCAGCAUAAGUGGUGCCAGUAGUUGCAUAAGCAAUCAUCAAGAUGAACUGGGGGAUUAUGCUGGUGUUGAGGAGUUCGGUAAUGAAGCGUCUGUGAAUUAUUCCUUCAGUAAUUUCUCUUUCAAGAAUCUCUCCCAGCUCGCAUCCAUCAAUUACGAUUUGCUGAGCAAAGGCUUGAAGGAUGGACAAUCAAGACCUGAUUCUUAAUCUCGCUCCCUUUCAGGUUCCCAUUUUAUACGAGCGGAACACUGAAAGAUGUACAGGAUCUGAAACCUACGAAUUUGGAGAUAAGCCGCUUCGCUUGCUUAUGGAGAAAAUCUUUUUCGCAGAAAUCGUCGGCUUAGGUUUGGUUUUGCCUCCCAAUCCACCAUGAGUGAUGGUUUUUUUCUGUUUUUUUUUUUUUUUUUUUUUUUUUUUUUAGUGUUUUUCUGGGUAUUUUGGAGGAAUGGAGCAAUGUGUUCGUAAGAAUGUGGAUGAAUUAUAUUUAUCAAUGAGGCCCCUUUUAUCUAA